Camarhynchus parvulus is the source of this 3069-nucleotide messenger RNA. RefSeq names its product collagen type XXI alpha 1 chain (gene COL21A1). The coding region runs from base 126 to 2999 and encodes 957 amino acids. The transcript is spliced from 30 exons. Lineage: Eukaryota; Metazoa; Chordata; Aves; Passeriformes; Thraupidae. The record is from RefSeq and is a predicted model, not a curated record.
UGAGGAUUAAAAGGCUGGGAAACCUGUCCACUGGUUGAUUCUGAAAAUCUUCCAGCUUUCAGGCACUUGAGAAAGCCUUGUGGAUCUAUUAGAUUUUGUAUCAAGACCUUGAGAAUAAAAUACACAUGGCACAGAUUGUAACAUUUUUUCAGAUGCUGUUAGUUCUGCUACUUCAUGAUUAUAUCUCAGCUGAAGAUGGCGAAACAAGAGCAAGUUGCCGAACUGCUCCGGCAGAUUUAGUUUUUAUCUUGGAUGGCUCUUACAGUGUUGGCCCAGAAAACUUUGAAAUAAUCAAAAGUUGGCUUGUCAACAUUACAAGAAAUUUUGACAUAGGGCCAAAGUUUAUUCAAGUUGGAGUUGUCCAGUACAGUGAUUACCCUGUACUUGAAAUUCCCCUUGGAACUCAUGAAUCCACUGAGAACCUCAUCAGGGAAAUGGAGUCCAUACACUAUCUAGGAGGAAAUACAAGAACAGGAAGAGCUAUUCAAUUUGCCUUUGACCAUCUUUUUGCAAAAUCUUCACGAUUUUUAACAAAAAUAGCAGUAGUUCUCACUGAUGGAAAGUCCCAAGAUGAAGUCAAAGAUGUAGCAGCAGAAGCAAGGAAAAAUAAGAUCACUUUGUUUGCAAUUGGUGUUGGCUCAGAAAUUGAGGAGGAUGAACUUAAAGCUAUUGCCAAUAAACCUUCAUCAACUUAUGUGUUUUAUGUUGAAGAUUAUAUUGCAAUAUCAAGAAUUAAAGAAGUGAUAAAACAGAAACUCUGUGAAGAAUCUGUUUGUCCAACAAGAAUUCCAGUGGCAGCUCGAGAUGAAAAAGGAUUUGACAUUCUUGUAGGAUUAGGUGUGAAGAAAAAAGUUAAAAAGAGAAUUCAAAUAUCAACCACUAAUGCAAAAGCUUAUGAAGUAACCUCACGUGUUGACCUCUCAGAAUUAACAAGGAACGUGUUUCCAGAAGGUCUCCCUCCAUCCUAUGUGUUUGUUUCCACUCAAAGAUUUAAAGUCAAGAAGACAUGGGAUUUGUGGAGAAUCCUGAGUCUAGAUAGGAGACCACAGAUAGCAGUCACUGUUAAUGGAGAAGAAAAAACAUUAUCAUUCACUACAACAAGUUUAAUAAAUGGCACACAAGUUAUUACAUUUGCUGCACCUCAUGUAAAGACAUUGUUUGAUGAAGGCUGGCAUCAAAUUCGUCUCUUAGUAACAGAAGACUUUGUAACUUUGUAUAUAGAUGGCCAAGAUAUUGAAACAAAGCCAUUACAUCCAGUUUUGGGUAUUUACAUCAGUGGCCUAACCCAAAUAGGAAAGUAUUCUGGAAAGGAGGAAACGGUACAGUUUGAUAUACAAAAACUGCGAAUCUACUGUGACCCAGAGCAAAAUAAUCGAGAAACAGUCUGUGAGAUCCCAGGAUUUAAUGGAGAGUGCAUGAAUGGUCCCAGUGAUGUAGGCUCAACACCCGCCCCCUGUAUGUGCCCACCAGGAAAGCAAGGACCUCCAGGCCCCAAAGGUGACCCUGGGCAGCCUGGGAAUCAUGGUUAUCCUGGUCUGCCUGGUCCAGAUGGUAAGCCUGGAUACCAGGGAUCAGCAGGAACUCCAGGUAUCCCAGGAACUCCAGGGAUUCAAGGACCUCGUGGCUUGCCAGGUAUCAAGGGAGAACCAGGAAAAGAUGGGGCAAAGGGUGACAGUGGACUACCUGGUUUUCCUGGAUUACAUGGGAUGCCAGCACCAAAGGGAGAAAGAGGUCCUAAAGGAGAUCAGGGAGUGCCAGGAAUAUAUGGAAAAAAGGGUUCAAAAGGAGAGAAGGGUGAUACAGGGUUGCCAGGACUGCCUGGGCGAUCUGGAGACCCUGGCAGAAAUGGGAAAGAUGGAUUACCAGGCAGUCCUGGAUUCAAGGGAGAAGUUGGGCAGCCUGGAUCUCCAGGCCUAGAAGGACAUCGAGGAGAGCCUGGAAUUCCUGGAAUUCCUGGAAAUCAAGGAGAAAAAGGACAAAAGGGUGAAAUUGGACCGCCAGGUCAACCAGGAGCAAAAGGGUCACCAGGAGAUACUGGUUUGAUGGGACCAGAAGGUUCACUUGGUCUACCUGGAGCUCCUGGGCCUAAGGGUGAUAAAGGUGAACCAGGAAUACAGGGGAAACCAGGAUCAUCAGGAACCAAGGGAGAUCUAGGAGUACCAGGGGCUCCAGGUGAACCAGGCUACCCAGGCAUUCCUGGUACUCAGGGAUUAAAGGGGGAGAAAGGAAACCAAGGUGACACUGGUAUCCAGGGACUGAAAGGAGAAAAAGGAAGACAAGGAAAUCCAGGCUUACAGGGAGUAGAAGGAUUGAGUGGAGAACAAGGAGAGAAAGGUGAGAAAGGAGAUCCAGGCAUUCGAGGCGUCAGUGGACAAAAAGGAGAAUCUGGUAUCCAGGGUUUGAUUGGAGCUCCUGGCCUCAGAGGUCAGCCAGGAGAUAGAGGACCCCCAGGACCACCUGGAUCAGAUGGAAAACCUGCACGAGAAUUUUCAGAAGAGUUUAUUCGACAGGUGUGUUCAGAUGUACUGAGAACCCAGUUGCCUGCCAUUCUCCAGAGUGGAAGACUACAAAACUGUAACCAUUGUCAGUCCCAAAGUGCUCCCCCAGGACUUCCAGGCCCACCAGGUCCAAGAGGCCCUGAAGGCCCAAGAGGGUUUCCUGGCUUGCCAGGGAAUGAUGGCGUUCCGGGGCUGAUGGGCAUGCCAGGUCGCCCUGGGGCUCGUGGGACAAGAGGACUGCCAGGGAAGAAUGGUGCAAAAGGCAGCCAAGGAGUUGGUGUUCCUGGCAUCCAAGGCCCCCCAGGACCUCCAGGUCCUGAAGGUCCACCAGGCAUGAGUAAGGAAGGACGUCCUGGAGAGCGUGGGCAGCCUGGUAAAGAUGGAGAUCGUGGCACUCCAGGAAUGCCAGGACCAGUUGGACCCCCUGGAAUUUGUGACCCAUCACUGUGUUUUAGUGUAAUUGUGGGGAGAGAUCCAUUUAGAAAAGGACCAAAUUAUUAAUUUGUGAUAUGAUGCUUUAGAGGAAUAGUUACGGUGCUUGUCUUUCAUGGUCUUGCAAAUCUCAGGAAGG